Messenger RNA from Anolis carolinensis (green anole), 2859 nucleotides. RefSeq names its product lipolysis stimulated lipoprotein receptor (gene lsr). Bases 352 to 2088 code for a protein of 578 amino acids. Gene Ontology annotation, biological process: establishment of blood-brain barrier; tricellular tight junction assembly. Lineage: Eukaryota; Metazoa; Chordata; Lepidosauria; Squamata; Anolidae. The transcript is spliced from 10 exons. The record is from RefSeq and is a predicted model, not a curated record. Gene Ontology annotation, cellular component: tricellular tight junction; plasma membrane.
AGAGCGCGCAGGUGGAGGCUGUUUCCUCCCUGUGUUUUGGUUUCUCCGGAAAGUCCUCCUACUAGGCUGGCCGGCUCCCCCAAUUCUUUUAAGAGUUGGUAGUUUCCACUCCUGGGCGAGGCGCUGCACCUGAGUUCAGAAGUUGGCGGAAGGAGAUGCCGCUUUGAGUGAGGGGCGGCUUUGUGUUGGACGAGACCACUGAGGAAAGUCGGAAGAGGGGGGGGGGAGAGUCCGAACUGAGCGAAGAAAGAGAAGAUUGGGCUCUGCCGCCUUCUCACCACCCCCUCCUUUGGCUUUUUUGUUUUGUUGCUGCGGUCCGACCCUCAAGUCUGAGGGAAGAAAGCGGCGGCAAUGGAGACUUGGAGGAUGAAGCCUAGGCCGGCCAUGCUGCUCUGGCUCUGGAUUGGCGCCUGGAUCUCAGAUCCUGCCACCACAAUAGACGUCACGGUCCAGAAUCCCUUCAACAUAGCCAUCCUGUUUCAGCCGGUCGUUCUGCAAUGCAACUACCAGACCUCAUCUACCCAGCCACCAAUUGUCUUGUGGAAGUACAAAUCUUAUUGCCGGAGCCGCCUGGCAGAUGCUUUUAAUCCCAGUGGUCAAGAGACUCAGAUCACCAACCAGCUGCAGCAGACCAACCCUGGAUACAAUCCCUAUGUGGAGUGCCAGGACAGCUCCCGGACCGUGCGCGUGGUGGCUACCAAACAAGGCAACACGGUGACUCUUGGGAACUACUACCAAGGUCGGCGCAUCACCAUAACCAAUGAUGCUGACCUCAGUAUAGAACAGACGGCUUGGGGAGACAGCGGGGUCUACUACUGCACUGUGACCUCCUCUCAAGAUUUACAAGGCAACAAUGAAGCCUACGCUGAGCUCAUUGUAUUGGGAAAAUCCUCCGGUGUCUCAGAGCUUUUGCCAGGCUUUCAGAUAGGGCAUAUGGAAGACUGGGUCUUUGUCGUCUUGGUGGUGCUGGGGUUCUUUCUGAUUUUACUGCUCUUUGGGAUCUGCUGGUGCCAGUGCUGCCCUCACACCUGUUGCUGUUACGUCCGAUGCCCGUGCUGCCCAGAGAAGUGCUGCUGCCCGGAAGCACUCUAUGUUGCAGGAAAAGCUGCAACUUCCGGGGUCCCCAGUGUUUAUGCGCCCAGCAUCUAUGCAUCCAGCAAUCAGUUGAAGCUAGCCCCGCAAACUGCUAUGGUUCCCAUGGGCCCAGUGCCUCCUAUGUACAAUGGUUAUGGAGUGGAAUAUGACAGGGCCAGCUCAGUUGGUGGAAACAGCUCACAGGUGCCUCUGUUGAGAGAUACAGAAAGUGCUGCUGUGCGCAGUGGCUACCGCAUUCAAGCCAACCAGCAGGAUGACUCCAUGCGGGUGCUCUACUACAUGGAGAAGGAGCUGGCCAACUUUGACCCCACCCGCCCAGGCCAGCCUAAUGGGAGGCUUGAGAAAGCCUCUGUGAUGAGCGAGUUGAGCUCUCUGCAUGAAGAUGAUCGGCGCUAUGAACUGCGACAGGGCUUGGGGCGGCUGCGAGGGCAGGCCAUGUCCCCCAUCAGCGAUGUGGAAGAGGAGAGCCUGCGGAGUGGUGACAAUCGCCGCCUGCUACCACUUGCGCGACGUGACUCCCCACCACGGGGCUAUGGCAGACGUCCCCGUUCCCGCUCAAUGGAUGCUCUAGAUGAUUUGGACCAGGACCCUUACCCUGCCCGACCCAGAAGCCGAGGCCGCCGGGGCUCAGACGAGGAAUGGCAUCACCGUAACUAUUCGCCAGACUCCCGCAAUGAGUAUCCACACUACGGUGGGCGCCGGAGCCGAAGCAGGGAUGACCUGCGAGACCUAGAGCGCCCCCACUAUGAUGACCAUUUCCUGGAGGAAGCCCUGCGGAGAAAGCAGCGGGCAGGCAGCCGUGAGGAUCUAGAUCAUUCAAGCGCCUCAAGCGGGAGAUCCGGGAACAGGAGAAAACGAGACGAUGAUAACAAUGGAUUCCCUCCUCCACCACCUCCUCCUUACACAGAGACUGAGUCUGUGUCCUCCCGUGGCAAGAACGACCGCAAACUUCGGAAGAAUCAUGCUGUCAGCAGAGAAAGUUUAGUGGUUUAACUCAUUCCACUUACUGCCUUGCCAUUGGUUGGAUGACAGAAUCCCUGUAUUGGCUCCGAAUAACAGUCUCGGUUGUUUGACUGGCAUUCAUUUUAUUCAAGAGAGUUCCUAAGACAGAGCAAGUGAAGCUCCUUUAAACAUCAUCAAUGACAAUGGGACAGAGCAUCUGGAUAACUCUUAAGGAAUUGAUCUCUCUGAGCCUUAUUUUAAUUCCUAUCAAAUGCAGACCGAGAUUCUGAAAACGUAGCUUGCAUUACAGGAUAAUUUUUACAAUGCUUUUUUUUUAAAAAAAGAAAUACCCGUUUUAAAUUUCAAGUCUGGAUCCUGUUUUUAAAAAAUGUAGUGUUCUAAUAGGAGAACACUUGCAAUGUAGCCCAUCAGCACUGGGGACAGAAAUAAUAUUUUUUUGUUCUACUGAAGAUGAAAUGGGACCUGCGUGUCAGUUUGCCUCCAAAUUUUUGAAGAUGUUUCCAAAGAGGUCCAACUCAGCUGUGCAUUUUGUGUGUGUAGGCUUUAAAUACAUUUGAUACUUGCAUUGUGUGGCUUUCUGUGUGAGAUGAGGGGGUUUUUUUGUCCAUUUUUAAAAAUAUUAGAUAUAGAACCACUGGUGCUGUAAAUAUGUUGAAGUGAUAAACAGCCAUGUUUUAAUAAUAUGUGUAAUUUUUGUUGAAAUUGCUCUUUUGUAGAAAUGAAAAUAAACUUGAUAAACUGGAAGUCUUGACUAGAUUGAGACAUGUUGAUAAUGCCUUUUAAAAUUGAUCUUAUGUUGAA